Molecule: messenger RNA, 3172 nt
Organism: Elaeis guineensis (African oil palm)
Lineage: Eukaryota; Viridiplantae; Streptophyta; Magnoliopsida; Arecales; Arecaceae
Product: YTH domain-containing protein ECT4
Biological process (GO): mRNA destabilization
Cellular component (GO): cytoplasm
Molecular function (GO): mRNA binding
Source: RefSeq, a predicted model, not a curated record
UUUUCUCUUUAAAUUUCUUAUAUCUCUGUGCUGAAGUUAGGGUUUUGGGGGCGGUUUCGCACCAACAUUAAGGCGAACCCUGGUGCCGGAAAUCGCUGCCGAAUUCAAUCUCUUUGUCAUCUCCUUCGGAGGCUCUCCGAUUCGUCCGUGAUCAGGAUCAGGGCUUUUUCUCCUUUCUGUUAUCUUCUUCUUGUUCAUACCCUAUCUGACAUCUUGACUAUCUGUCAAAGAGAUUGUUCUUAUGGGUAGUGAGGUAGCACCAGACUUCAUAUUUGACCAGGGUGUAUACUAUCCUCCUGCUGCCAACUAUUAUGGGUAUUACUGUACAGGAAUUGAAUCACCUGGUGAAUGGAAUGACCACCAGAGUUUUUUGGGUUUAGAUGGUCAAGAUCUCCAUUAUUCGGGUCCUGAAAAUUUGCCAUAUGUAUAUUAUGCACCUAGCUAUGGAUAUGCACAGUCUGAUUACAACCCUUACAAUCCUUUUAUACCUGGUGCUGUCAUAGGAGUUGACAGCACAUUUAUAGGAACACAGCAGUACUUCUCCAGCCCCACUUAUCAGCAACCUGUUUCUUCAACUCCUUAUGUUCCGGCCAUUUUUCAAUCUAGUUCUGAUAUUGUCUCAAAUGGUACUAUGGACCCUCUAUUAACCAAUCCUGUUGCAAAAGUUGCUAGCAAAAGUGAUAUUGAAGGUGCAACAUAUGCACCUCCACAAGCAUCUGCAGGUAAGGCUGCCUAUUUGCCAAGGGUUGCAUUCGGGAAAUCAUCAUCAGAAGCUUCAUCCCAACAGUUUCGUGCCCCGGCUACACUAUCAGAAGGGUCAUUAAAUAACAAGCCACCAAGUGAGCAGUGUGCAUCACAUGGAAGCAUGUUGCCCGGCAAUCUUCCUCAUGUGAUCCAGUUUCAGGGGAGAAAUUCUUCUGGUUCAGUUCGAGCAACAGAUAACUUCUUGCAUGGGAGAGCUCCUUCUGUUCAAAAUUCAUUAAAAGUUGACAUGUUGGGCAACAAUGCCCUCAACAAUUUUGGAUCCAAUGUUCAUAAGCGGGCUGCUGUUGAUAAGUUCAGGCCACCAUUUCAGUCAAAUGACUUCCUGUUUAAUGGCACUGGAAGCCCAUAUACGUUGAGUGAGCAAAAUCAGGGCCCUAGAACAAAUGAGGCAAGAGGUCAAUGGACUUCAAUCACCAUCAAGUCCUACACAACUAGAGUGGCUGUCAGUGAUUCGCAGGGAAACAUCAUUAUUAAUGCCAGUCAAUAUAAUAGGGAUGACUUUCCAGUUGAGUAUCCAGAUGCCAAAUUCUUUGUCAUUAAAUCUUACAGUGAGGAUGAUGUGCAUAGGAGCAUUAAGUAUAAUGUGUGGUCAAGCACUCCCACUGGAAACAGGAGGCUUGAUAUUGCAUAUAAAGAUGCUCAGAGAUUAUCUGUGGGGAAGCCUAAAAGUUGCCCUGUAUUUCUGUUCUUCUCUGUUAAUGCAAGUGGGCAGUUUUGUGGUGUCGCUGAGAUGACAGGUCCUGUUGAUUUUCAGAAGGACAUGGAUUUCUGGCAGCAAGAUAAAUGGACUGGUAGCUUCCCUGUCAAAUGGCACAUUGUAAAGGAUGUACAGAACUCUAGUUUCCGGCACAUCAUAUUAGAGAACAAUGAAAACAAACCUGUAACUCAUAGCAGAGAUACACAAGAGAUAGCAUAUAUGCCAGGCAUAAAUAUGCUCAAAAUCUUUAAAAAUAGUACCCUGAAUAGAUCAAUACUUGAUGACUUAAUGCACUAUGAAGAGCGGGAGAGGGUUACACAGGUCGAAAAAUCCAGAUUGCUCAGGAAAACAUAUAACUCCUCUCUCUUUGUACCUGCAUUUGUUCCGACAAACAUAGUCAAUGGUUCUGUUAAUCAGCCACCACCAGCACAUGACAUCCAGCAAGAUGAUAUUGUUGCCCGGUUCAAGAAAGUGGAUGAAAAAUCAGUUGAAAAUGAGUUUCCAAAGAAUGAUGAAAUACAUAGGAAUUGUACAGUUAGUUGGCCUUUCAAUGUGGAUGGUGAACAACCAAAUGGUAUAGUGAAGCAGCAUUUGAAAGUAGAUGGAAAAGAUGACAAACAACCAAAUCUUAUAGCGGAUAAGCUUCCUGAACUCAAUGGAAAGCAAUUGCUUGAUGUAGCUGAUCAGCAUUUGGAAGCACAUGAGGAGCAACAGAAUGGUACAGUUGGUUCUCCAAAAGCUGAUGGAAGGCAAAUGGACUAUACAGUCACUCGGCCUUUAAUUGAUAAAAAACAACCAAAUAGUUCAGAUGAUCGGCCUUUAAAAGGGGAUGGGAGGCAGCUAAAUUAUUCUGUUCAUCCUUCAAAGGCAAAUGAAAAACGAUUCGAUGGUACAGCUGUUAAAGCCUCAAAAGCAGAUGGCAAACAAGCAAAUAGUACAGUCCCUCGGACUCCAAAAGCAGGUGGCAAGCGAUUUAACGGUAUGGUUCAUCACUCACCAAACAUUGUAGAAAGUCCAAUCAAGCCUGAUGAUUCGCAGAUUUCAGUCAAUAUGGCUCUCACUAAUGACCAGGCUUUCCCAAAACUGGGUGUCACCAGACGGCCAGAUGGUAAAAAGGAUGCCAAGCCUAAACCAAUAGUAAAUCCUAGUGGUGCAAGUCCUAUCAUGAAGAUUGAUUCUCUUUCUAUCAAUUCCAGUAUAAGUGAAGCUGACUGCUCAAAUGCUGCAGCUGAUGUUGUCACUGUUGGUUCAGUGCACAUCAAGGUUAAAGAUUUCGGUGAACCUUUCUCUGAGGUUUUAACUUUUGGGAUCAUUCCAGUUGAUCGGCGAUAACCAAAGCUGAACAAGGAGUGAAGUUGAGGUAUUGCGUGCGCUUGACCAGUGCGUUUUGUUAUAGGUUUCCCUGCAUGAUGGUACCACCAUAUUUUUUUCUCUGAAAAACCCGCCUAGUUCGGCUGUCUGAUAUUUUCUUCCCAUCCUCUUUUCCUGGCCAGAAGUUUAUAAGAGUAUUAGAUGUUGGAUGUUAGAAUCUGUUCUUUCCUGCAGCAACAUGGCAUAGGGAGUUUUGACAUCCAAGUUGAUUUUGUUUUUGACUUUUGGAUUCUUUUAUACUUUUGUUGAUUCCGAAAUGUAUACUGAAGUCUUACAAUUUAUGAACUUCAUACCUUUCAUGAAAUUCAAAUACAGAAGCAAACUUUAAAUUCCCAUUUA